GUCGGCGUCCCCGCCUCCUCCCCAGGGGCCGCGUCGGAUCCUCGGCGGCGGCGGCGCUCACAGCCUGAGGAGAGCGGCUUGCCUGGAAGCGGCGGCGGCCAUCCAGACCCACCCGAGGCGCGUCCCCCUCGGCCUCCCCACGCUCCCAGGCCGCAGCGGCCGCGCCCCUUUAGCUCGCUCGCUCGCCUUCCUUCCCUGCGGCCGGCUGCGCCAUGGCGUUGGCGUUGGCGGCGCUGGCAGCGGUGGAGCCGGCCUGCGGCAGCCGGUACCAGCAGUUGCAGAAUGAGGAAGAGCCUGGAGAGCCAGAACAGGCAGUAGGGGAUGCUCCUCCACCUUACAGCAGCAUCUCUGCGGAGAGUGCAGCAUAUUUUGACUACAAAGACGAGUGUGGAUUUCCAAAGCCUCCGUCUUACAAUGUGGCGACAACACUGCCCAGCUAUGAUGAAGCUGAGAGAACCAAGGCUGAAGCUACUAUCCCCUUGGUUCCUGGAAGAGAUGAGGAUUUUGUGGGUCGGGAUGACUUUGAUGAUGCUGACCAGCUGAGGAUAGGAAAUGAUGGGAUUUUCAUGUUAACUUUUUUCAUGGCAUUCCUCUUUAACUGGAUUGGAUUUUUUCUGUCUUUUUGCCUGACCACCUCAGCUGCAGGAAGGUAUGGGGCCAUUUCAGGAUUUGGUCUCUCUCUAAUUAAGUGGAUCCUGAUUGUCAGGUUUUCCACCUAUUUCCCUGGAUAUUUUGAUGGUCAGUACUGGCUCUGGUGGGUGUUCCUGGUUUUAGGCUUUCUCCUGUUUCUCAGAGGAUUUAUCAAUUAUGCAAAAGUUCGGAAGAUGCCAGAAACUUUCUCAAAUCUCCCCAGGACCAGAGUUCUCUUUAUUUAUUAAAGAUGUUUUCUGGCAAAGGCCUUCCUGCGUUUAUGAAUUCUCUCUGAAGAAGCAAGAGAACACCUGCAGGAAGUGAAUCAAGAUGGAGAACACAGAGGAAUAAUCACCUGCUUUAAAAAAAUAAAAGUACUGUUGAAAAAGAUCAUUUCUCUUUAUUUGUUCCUAGGUGUAAAAUUUUAAUAGUUAAUGCAAAAUUCUGUAGUCAUUGAAUCAUUAGUGGUUAAUGUUUGAAAAAGCUCUUGCAAUCAAGUAUGUGAUGUAUUAAUAAUGCCUUAUCUAUUGUUUGUAGUCAUUUUAAAUAGCAUGAGCCUUGUCCCUGUAGUCAGUAGGGGGCAGUCUUGCUUUAUUCAUCCUCCAUCUCAAAAUGAACUUGGAAUUAAGUAUUUUAGUGUAAGAUAUGUAUAAUGCUGGCCAUUUUAAAGGGGUUUUCUCAAAAGUUAAAAGUUUUGUUUUGACUGCAUUUCUGCACAUAAUCCAUACUUGCUGUUAAAAUUAACCUGGAAAUUUAUUCAGUUGUACUGUGAACACCUGGAAGCAAAAUCAUAGUGCAAAAUACAUUUAAGGUGUGGUCAAGAAUUUGUUCUUAAUUGGUAAAUAAUAAGCAUUAAUUUUUUAUAGUCUGUAUUCUAAAUUUUGCAGUACCUUAUUGUUCUGUGUUACGAAUCUAAAAAGUUGUAAAGGCGUUGUCACUGUAUAAAAUAAAAAGUUCAAGGGCAAAUGCAGCUUAAUUACUAAAAUGCAAUUCUUGACAUUUUCUGUGUGAUUAGAGUCCCUAUCCCCCCUUUUUUCCCCCUUUUUUCCCCCCUUUUUUGGGUGGGGGCUGGUCUCCUGAUGAUUAGGCCAAGGGCUGGAGUAGGGAGGGGAAUAGGUACUUAGGAGCAAAGAAAGAAUUAGUUUGGAACUUUUGAGAUGAUCCCUAACAUACCGUAGUACUACUUGCUUUUACUAUGUGUUAGCAGAAACCGAUGAGUUAUAAACGUAGAAUGAUGUGCUUUCUGCCAAGUGGUAAUUCACCUUGGUUUGCUAUGUUAAAACUGUAAAUACAACAGAACAUUAAUAAACGUCUCUUGUGUAGCAACUUU
This is a messenger RNA of Odobenus rosmarus divergens (Pacific walrus), 1960 nucleotides long. RefSeq names its product Nedd4 family interacting protein 1 (gene NDFIP1). The record is from RefSeq and is a predicted model, not a curated record. Gene Ontology annotation, molecular function: WW domain binding. NCBI's taxonomy places the organism in Eukaryota, Metazoa, Chordata, Mammalia, Carnivora, Odobenidae. Gene Ontology annotation, biological process: metal ion transport; ubiquitin-dependent protein catabolic process; vacuolar transport. The transcript has 8 exons. Gene Ontology annotation, cellular component: Golgi apparatus; endoplasmic reticulum; perinuclear region of cytoplasm. Bases 213 to 878 code for a protein of 221 amino acids.